CUACGAGUACUUUUAUUUUUCCGACAUAGAAAUAGUCAAUAACUGUGGUAACCUUUAUUUUUGUUUUUGUUGUCAUUUUACCUGAUUUUACAUUCUUCAAAUCCAUUUAAUACAUCAACCUGUUAGUUAUACAUUUUAAGUUCACGACAAAGCAUUGCAAAUAAUUACAAUGGCAAACAAUCCAACAUUGAUGAAUACGUCGCAGACCGCACGGCUCGACAGUUAUUGCAGUGAAAUGAUGCAGUUACAGCAGUCACAAGAUGUGGACUUUUUAAAAAACGCGUUAGGACAAAUAAAUCUUGAUGCUUCAGAGUCCAAUUUUAGCAGCAGCUUCCUAAAUGAAACACUCAGUGUAUAUGCCCUACUAGCAAGUGUUGGUUUGGAAAUUUAUAUGGAUAUGUUUGCGGAGCAUAAUAUUGAGUUAGAACAGUUCUUAGAGUUGACAUAUUUGGAUUUGCAGUUAUUUGGAAUAGAUGAUUGCAGACACCGUAAUCUUAUUAUGGAAGUAAUUGCUGCAUUUCGAUUUGAUUAGUGCCGCGUACAUCAGUUGAUGUAUUGUAGUGAAAGCCA
Bactrocera tryoni is the source of this 570-nucleotide messenger RNA. RefSeq lists its product as uncharacterized. The transcript has 2 exons. NCBI's taxonomy places the organism in Eukaryota, Metazoa, Arthropoda, Insecta, Diptera, Tephritidae. Gene Ontology annotation, molecular function: protein binding. Bases 170 to 532 code for a protein of 120 amino acids. The record is from RefSeq and is a predicted model, not a curated record.